Molecule: messenger RNA, 820 nt
Organism: Macrosteles quadrilineatus (aster leafhopper)
Lineage: Eukaryota; Metazoa; Arthropoda; Insecta; Hemiptera; Cicadellidae
Product: 40S ribosomal protein S3-A-like
Exons: 4
Coding region: 75-794 (239 amino acids)
Biological process (GO): translation; positive regulation of apoptotic signaling pathway
Cellular component (GO): cytosolic small ribosomal subunit; nucleus
Molecular function (GO): structural constituent of ribosome; RNA binding
Source: RefSeq, a predicted model, not a curated record
GAAUCUUUUUGGGAUGGCAUCCGGUUAACCUCUUUCUUUACGUUUUGUUGUGUCUAGUGAAUUAUAUUGCUAAAAUGACGCCGAAUAUUUCUAAAAAACGAAAAUUUGUUGGAGAUGGAGUGUUCAAAGCUGAACUCAAUGAGUUUUUGACUCGUGAGCUAGCCGAAGAUGGUUACUCAGGUGUGGAGGUGCGUGUCACUCCCACCAAAACAGAAAUCAUCAUUAUGGCCACCCGAACACAGAAUGUGCUAGGAGAGAAGGGCCGACGCAUCAGAGAGUUGACAUCUGUUGUACAAAAGAGAUUCAACUUCCCCAACGACUCUGUUGAGUUGUAUGCUGAGAAAGUGGCAACAAGGGGGCUUUGCGCCAUUGCACAAGCUGAGUCUCUCCGUUACAAGCUGAUUGGAGGUCUUGCUGUGCGAAGAGCGUGCUAUGGAGUGUUGAGGUUCAUCAUGGAGAGUGGAGCCAAGGGUUGUGAAGUUGUGGUGUCAGGCAAGCUGAGAGGUCAGAGAGCCAAGAGCAUGAAGUUUGUAGACGGUUUGAUGAUCCACAGUGGAGAGCCUUGCAUAGACUACGUUGACACAGCCACGAGGCACGUUCUGCUCAGACAAGGUGUGUUGGGCAUCAAAGUAAAGAUCAUGUUGCCCCACGACCCCAACGGCAAGAUUGGACCCAAGAAGCCUCUGCCAGACAAAGUGUCUGUCAACGAGCCUAAAGAGGAGAUCCUCCCCACCGCUCCUACCAGCGACAUCAAAGCGGCCAAACCAGAUGCAGCACCUGUAUCUCUAGCCUAACAAUAAACUCCAAGUUUUGUUCUUAA